ACGACUUCUUGUUAGUGGUGUCGAGAAGAUGAACACCUCGACAGAAGAAGGUUCCACGCCAAGGUCGGGUGUUUAUCAACAUGGUACAAGAAGAUCAGAUAGUUUAACCAACUCCCCCUUAGGUUGACGUGGGAUCUCGGGGCGCGAUCCCUUGUUAGUGGUGUCGAUUGUAACGGCCACGGUAGAACCCCAUAUUAGAUUUGUUUGUUCUUUUUCUUUUAUGCAUCAUCAUGCAUCAUACAUCAUAUCAUCCACAAGAUUUUUAACAAAUAAAAAUUACUUUGAAUAAAAUAUUUUGUUUCCCCCCUCUCAUAUGGUUUCUAUAAUAAACCAUCCCCAUGUCUUCUAUUUUAAAACAAAACCCUAAAACCAAAACUACUAACCAAAAUAAAAUACCUUCAUAUAUUUUCCUACUUUAAAGUAAAAUUGGUUUUGUUCUAUUUUGUUUUUUUUGCAAUAGUAUUCCAAACAGUUUUAAAAUAAAACAGAAAAAUAGAAACCCCUCUCUUCCCCCUGGGCCUCCCUUUUCUUCUCUGGCCCGUCCCCUUUCUCUUCUUCUGCUGCACCAGCCUGAGUUGGCCCAGUCCACCGGCCCAUACCCCUUCGUAUCGGCCUCUCUCUCUUCCCCUUUCUUCCUCGAUAGCGACAUGAGCACGAGAGGAGCGUGCCCCUCCUUUUUCCCUGGCGGACGUCAUCCUCCACCACCAUAGCGCCAACCACUCCCCUCCCCUUUUAAUCUCCAUCCGAGGCAGGAAAACCCUAGCCCUCACCCAUCUCCUCCCUCGCGCCGCCAUCUACCUCCUUUCCCCUUCAUCUUCAUCUCUCUGUAAGCAAACGAAGAAGAAAAACGAACCCCACAGCACCUCCACCUCCCCACCAUGGCGCCACCGCUACCGACGCUCCCUCGCCGAGCUGAUACCACCAGAAGAACGACCUCAUCGUCCUCUUCUUCCCCAUGCAAGGAAUCGAACCGGAGCCCUCUAAAUCUCCAGCGAAUUCGCCGAUUCCGUCUUCAAGUCCGGCGAGCAAAUCUUCAAUUCCGGCGACGCCGGUGACCCCUUGGUGUCGGCUCCGCCACCUCCUGUUUCCCCAAGUCAGGGCGCACCUUCGACGCCUUGUACCUCGUCCAGGUUCGCUCCCAGUCGUCAGGUUCAUCUCCGACCGGCGAGCUCCGCCAUGGCCUUCAUCCCCGAGCUUCGCCUCGUCUACCUCAAAGGACGGCGCGCCUCAUUCCGUACAUCAAGUGAGCAGCAACGUGGUGAUCUCGUGGGCGGAAGACACUACUUACCGAUUGGAACCAUAUCCUGUUCAACAUCAUCAUCCAGCCGAGCUGAUCUGCUAGUUCUUCUGCAUCUGGGCCUCAGCCCACUCCCUGCCAGCUUCUUCGUCGCCCGGAGCGCGGCAGGCCGCCACCUGCUGCUCAGCAUUUGCUUCUUCCCGGAUAGGAUCGCGAAGUGGUGCGGUGAGAUACGACAAGUUCUCCGGAUGUCCCUCGGCAAGUUUUAACAGGUAUGAAGAUAUGUUCGAUGAAGACGACGCUAGCAAGGUUACCCUUCCGGCUUGGCACAGGCGGGGUUAUGGACGCCACUUGGUUAUCUUCGGGACUCUUUGUCCAAAUUUGUAUCUUGUCCGUACUCGGAUGUAUUUGAUCUUCUGUAUGAUUUGGAUCUUUGUAUGUAUCUAUUUGUAUCUUGACUCGUUCGAGUCGUUGUUGUAAUAUAUAUGUUUCUUGUGGGCUCUA
Molecule: messenger RNA, 1741 nt
Organism: Lolium perenne
Lineage: Eukaryota; Viridiplantae; Streptophyta; Magnoliopsida; Poales; Poaceae
Source: RefSeq, a predicted model, not a curated record